Phytophthora sojae is the source of this 357-nucleotide messenger RNA. RefSeq lists its product as hypothetical. The transcript is spliced from 3 exons. Gene Ontology annotation, molecular function: protein binding. The annotation marks the transcript as partial. The record is from RefSeq and is a predicted model, not a curated record. Lineage: Eukaryota; Oomycota; Peronosporomycetes; Peronosporales; Peronosporaceae.
ACGGCAGCUUUGGAAGCUGCGGGGAAAUACGGGCAUGUCUCGGUGCUGCAGUGUCUGCUAGCUCGUCUUACUGAAUUGAACCUGCAAAGUGCGAUGUAUGAAGCAGCGAAGAAUGGAAAGCUGGAGGUCGUGAAGUGGCUAAUCGACCGCCGCGGCAACUGCCGACGGUGCACGACGCAGGCAAUGGACGUCGCUGCCUCAAACGGGCACUUAGAUGUGCUGAAGUGGCUCCAUGAGAACCGAAAGGAGGGUUGCACCAAGUUUACGAUGGGCGAGGCAGCAGCAAACGGUCAUUUGGACGUGGUUAAGAUCAAGUGGUUGCACGCGAAUCGUUUAGGAGGAUGCACAACCAAGUCG